AUGCAUGCAGCACGACGCUCUAAAGCUUCCCAUACACUCAAGUCAAAUGAACCCCCUGCAGCAGCAGCAGCAGCAGCAGCAACAGCAGCAACAGCAGCAGCAGAAACAGCAGCAACGGCAGAAGUAGCAACAGCAGCAGCAGCAGCAGCAGCAGCAGCAACAGCAGCAGCAGAAACAGAAGCAGCAACAGAAAUAAUAGAGAGCAAGAGGAAGCAACGGGCUCUCACGCCAGUGCUGCAGCAGCAGCAGCAGCAGCAGCAGCAGCAGCAGCAGCAGCAGCAGCAGCAGCAGCAGCAGCAGCAGCACAGCAACAGCAGCAGCAGCAACAGCAGUCGUAGCAGAAGCACAACAGCAACAGCAGCAGCAGCAGCAGCAGCAACAGCAACAGCAACAGCAACGAAGACAUCCAUAAGAGUAAUGCUAGAGAACAAGGAAUCAACUCUCUAA
Eimeria mitis is the source of this 447-nucleotide messenger RNA. RefSeq lists its product as uncharacterized. The coding region runs from base 1 to 447 and encodes 148 amino acids. NCBI's taxonomy places the organism in Eukaryota, Apicomplexa, Conoidasida, Eucoccidiorida, Eimeriidae. The record is from RefSeq and is a predicted model, not a curated record. Gene Ontology annotation, molecular function: ice binding. The transcript has 3 exons.